UGUUAUGAGACGUACUUUGUAAGGCAUCUCGGCCCAACAUUUGUCUGCCGAGCGGCCGGGUUGCAUAACCUUUCCAUUGGCAGUGAAGUGACAACACCACAACUUCACUUCGGGUCCGGCUGAUUCUAAAAGAAAAAAAAAUCCGCUGUCCGCUAGUGAGCUCACGCUAGCUGACACAUAAUGUUUCCAGCUAGCAGAUAUUCAAGUAAAGCCCACAGGUGUAUCAGGGCAUUGAAGACAGUACAAACAGAGUAUGCCGCCCCUCAGCUGUACACAGCACUAAACAGAAGGACUUGCUCCUCGGUGCCAACACCCCGAAUCACAACACACUACACCAUCCAUUCCCGAGAUAAAGACUCAAGAUGGGAAGGGAUCGAGAUGGAGAGAUUUGCCGAUGAGGCAGAUGUGGUGAUAGUAGGUGGGGGUCCUGCCGGUCUUUCAGCAGCCAUUCGUCUGAAGCAGCUAGCCAACGAACAUGGGAAGGAGUUGCGAGUGUGCCUUGUGGAGAAGGCCUCUCAGAUUGGAGCACACACCCUGUCAGGGGCCUGUCUGGAGCCCACUGCCCUCACUGAGCUCUUUCCUGACUGGAAGGAACGAGGGGCACCCCUGAACACUGAAGUGACUGAAGAUGUGUUCAACAUUUUAACAGAGAAACACAGAAUCCCUGUCCCCAUGCUGCCAGGUCUGCCCAUGAGGAACCAUGGUAACUACAUUGUGAGGCUGGGAAACUUUGUGCGCUGGCUGGGGGAGCAGGCAGAGGAGCUUGGAGUGGAGCUGUACCCUGGUUAUGCAGCAUCUGAGGUUUUGUUUCAUGAAGAUGGAAGUGUAAAGGGAAUUGCCACCAAUGAUGUAGGCAUUGCCAAGGAUGGUUCGCCGAAGGAUGUUUUUGAGAGAGGAAUGGAGCUCCAUGCUAAAGUCACGUUGUUUGGCGAGGGCUGUCACGGCCACUUGGCCAAGCAGCUUUACAAGCAAUUCAACCUGCGUGAGAACUGUGAGCCCCAGACCUACGCCAUUGGCCUGAAGGAGCUGUGGACAAUCGAUGAGAAGAAAUGGAGGCCAGGCAGGGUGGAGCAUUCUGUGGGCUGGCCUCUGAACAGGAACACAUAUGGAGGAUCCUUCCUGUAUCACCUGAAUGAGGGAGAGCCACUCGUGGCCUUGGGCUUUGUGGUUGGUUUAGACUACACCAACCCUUACCUGAGCCCCUUCAGGGAGUUCCAGCGCUGGAAACAUCAUCCCUUCAUAGCUUCCACACUGGAGGGAGGCAGCAGGAUUGCAUAUGGAGCCAGGGCGCUGAACGAGGGGGGAUUACAGUCUGUCCCAAAGCUGACUUUCCCUGGAGGGCUGCUGAUUGGCUGCAGCCCCGGUUUUAUGAACGUCCCAAAGAUCAAAGGCACCCACACGGCGAUGAAGAGUGGCAUGCUGGCUGCUGAGGCCAUUUUCCCCAAAGUCACCGCAGAGAGCUUGGAUUCAGAGACAGCAGGACUCCAUAUACCUGAGUACUCUGAGAACUUGAAGAACUCGUGGGUGUGGAAAGAGUUGUAUGCAGUUAGAAACAUCAGGCCGUCCUUCCACAAUUACUUUGGCCUGUAUGGUGGUAUGGUUUACACUGGACUUUUCUACUGGAUCCUCAGAGGAAAAGAGCCAUGGACCCUCAAACACUGUGGCCUUGAUGCCAACCAGCUGAAACCAGCUAAAGAUUGUACGCCGAUUGAAUACCCCAAGCCCGACGGCAAGAUAAGCUUUGACCUGCUCUCGUCUGUGGCCCUGAGCGGCACCAACCACGAGGGCGACCAGCCACCCCACCUGACCCUGAAGGAUGACAGCGUCCCGGUCGCCAGGAACCUGGCCAUAUAUGAUGGGCCUGAACAACGCUUCUGCCCCGCAGGUGUGUACGAGUAUGUUCCCAUGGAAACCGGAGAUGGGAUGAGAUUGCAGAUAAACGCUCAAAACUGUGUCCACUGUAAGACCUGUGAUAUCAAGGACCCGAGCCAGAACAUCAACUGGGUUGUGCCUGAAGGCGGCGGUGGACCAGCCUACAAUGGAAUGUGAACGUGUCUUUUUUUUUUUUUACCUUUUGUCUUGAAAGAAAACUGUAAAGUACAAUACAUUCAGGGUUACAGUACUUGCUGGCAAAUGUGCCUAAAACAUGGAACAGAAAAUAACUACAUAGCUGUUUUGAGGGUGUAAUAAUAAAAACUGCAAAAAGGAAGUACUUUAGGAAUGAAACUGUGUUGUCAUAGAAAUUAAGCCUUUAUUUAUACAGUGGUGUAUAUGGUGGGGUGAGUCAUUCUGGUGAAAAGAUAGCAGAUAUUUGAAGUCAACAGCCAAACAAAUUCACCCCUCCUUUCAGUGCUCCUUCAGAAGCUACACCCCCAAAACUCAUGCAGCUAACAUGCAGAGAGGAGGAGGCGGUUUCCCAGAGGCAGCGGACCAGCUCCAGGCAGCGAUACUCGCAAACAUCACAACAACAACACAUCACUACAAAGUAAGCCGAGUGUCUGUGGGCGAAGAAAUUUAACCUGACACACAAAUCACAAACAUUAUGUUAGCACAACAUGGCAGUGCUAAUGUUACCCACCUAUCAGGCAGAAACUCCACAUCCAUCUUCAUGUCUUUCAGCUCUCAGGUCUCUCCGCUGUGUGAAAGCCUCACCAACUUAAACAGGUUUUGUUAACAUGUCCUAUGCACAAGCGCCACCUGUUGCUGAUUGGCUGGAUUAGUUUUGUGUGGCUUGGUCCAAGCCACUUUGUUUCCCAUUUACUGAGCCAGGGUUGUGUUCAAACACUAUCUACUUUUUCCACACAGGACAGAAGGCUAGUUGAGUGUGAGGAGAUGUUGGCUGAAUUUGACAAAAAAGUUUGUUGGAUUAAAAUGACUGACCCCACCUGUAGUUUAAAAUGUUGUACAGACAUUAUGAAACCUAUGCAAAACACACGACCAUUUAAAGCAGAAGGUACUCUUAGCAGUUGUGUAGUUUCACUCCAUUAAAAUCCACAAUAUGGGCAUUUUGAACAGUGGCUCUUAUUUUUGUGUCAUUCUAAGUACUUUAUCAGCUGUAAUAGUUAAUAUAUUUCCUUCAAAAAUGUAAUUGAACAAGCAAACAAGCUGCUCUCAAAUGAAGCUUUAUUUCAGUAUUAUUGCAGGUAUAAUUUAACAGCAUCUGAUCCACACAGUAUUGUACAUACAAUGAUGGUAUCACAGUAAUGAAUAAAGAACACUUAACUGUUUUCCCUUUGAUUGACCUCU
Chelmon rostratus (copperband butterflyfish) is the source of this 3246-nucleotide messenger RNA. RefSeq names its product electron transfer flavoprotein dehydrogenase (gene etfdh). NCBI's taxonomy places the organism in Eukaryota, Metazoa, Chordata, Actinopteri, Chaetodontiformes, Chaetodontidae. Gene Ontology annotation, biological process: electron transport chain. Gene Ontology annotation, molecular function: iron-sulfur cluster binding; electron-transferring-flavoprotein dehydrogenase activity. Gene Ontology annotation, cellular component: mitochondrial inner membrane. The transcript has 13 exons. The coding region runs from base 181 to 2049 and encodes 622 amino acids. The record is from RefSeq and is a predicted model, not a curated record.